AUGAAAUCGCAGAGCCCCGCGGGCGGCGCCCGCGCGGCGCAGGCCCGCCGCGGCGCGCACCCAGCAGCACGCCCAGCGGCGCGCGAGCGCGGCGGCCCCCCCCCCGGGGGCGCUCCGGCGCUGGGCCGGAGGCACGUCACGCCACGCAGUCAAGUCGGGCGUGUCCCCCUGCAGGGGGAUUGUCGACCUCACGCGCUGUCACGCCCGCAGGCGGAGCACGAUCGGGGGCUGUUUUGCACUGCUCUGUUUCACCCGAAGCGGGGAAGCACACCCGGGGAGACGCACAGCUGCCCCACCUGCGACGCCGAAGCCCCGCAAGUGUGCCACAGCCCCGCGGCUCCCUGUGGUGCGCAGGCCUCCUGGGGGCCAGCACCUGCCACACGAUCCGGCGCCAGCGACAGCACGGAGCACAGUCGGGGAGGAGGUGCAGGAGGAAGGAGGAGAAUCGGGACGGAGAUGGAGGAGGAAGAUAUGGAGCUGGGAAGGCAGCUUCAAAAGAAAACAGGACCGCAGGCUGCGAAGCUGACCGGGAUAUUCUCGACCGGUCACGCGGACAUGUGGAUGUCGUCGAGCACCAGAUGAGCUGAUGAACUGGGGUUUCCGAUUUCAGUUCAGUUCAGUUCAGCCUGCGCGCCGGCUCCUGGAGGAGCGGUGCUCUGAAGGGCAGGCGGCACUCAACGCGUGAAACUACAUGCGCUGCGCCAGCUCAGAACACUGCGCGCGCUGCUACAAACGAUGCGCCCCACACUCUGCAUCGACAACUACUUUGCAUGAAUUGCAGCAGUAUCCCUCCAGCGAAGACGAGGCCGGCCAAGACGCCGUUCGGACAGGCAUCUGACCCACGGGCUCCACCGGAGCAGUCUGCGAGUCCACUUUUGCGGGUCGUCGUGCGAAACUGCGUCUCUGAAUUUGGUUUUCCGGGCCGCCUGCGUCACCUCCCAAUUCUCUAUUACCCUGGCCUGCCCCAAGCG
This is a messenger RNA of Prorocentrum cordatum, 971 nucleotides long. The record is from the annotation of a GenBank genome assembly. Lineage: Eukaryota; Dinophyceae; Prorocentrales; Prorocentraceae.